Motacilla alba alba is the source of this 2785-nucleotide messenger RNA. RefSeq names its product heterogeneous nuclear ribonucleoprotein U like 2 (gene HNRNPUL2). Lineage: Eukaryota; Metazoa; Chordata; Aves; Passeriformes; Motacillidae. Gene Ontology annotation, cellular component: membrane. Gene Ontology annotation, molecular function: protein binding. The record is from RefSeq and is a predicted model, not a curated record. The coding region runs from base 155 to 2461 and encodes 768 amino acids. The transcript is spliced from 14 exons.
UCCCUCAGUCCCCGCCCCGCGGCCUCAGGCCCGGCCCGGCCUCGCGCUCCGGCCUCGGCGCCGCCGCCUCAGCGCGCCCGCGCUUCCGCUUCCCUUCCCCCCCCCCCCGGCCCGCGGCCCCUUCCCCCCCCCUUCCCCACACACCGGCCCCGCCAUGGACGUGAAGCGGCUGAAGGUGACCGAGCUGCGGGCCGAGCUGGGCCGGCGCGGCCUGGACGCCCGCGGGCUGAAGGUGGAGCUGGCGCAGCGGCUGCAGGAGGCCCUGGACGCCGAGAUGUUGGCGGCGGGGCCCGAGGAAGGCGGCGGCGGCGGCGGCGGGGGAGGCCCGGCCGCGGCCGCCUCGAGCUGCGCAGGGGAAGCGGGGCCGGCCGGAGGCCCGGGCGGGCGGCCCCACGGAGGGGAUGAGGAGGAGGAGGAGGAGGAAGAGGAGGAGGAGGAGGAAGAGGAGGAGGAGGAGGACGAGGAAGCGCUGCUCGCCGAUGAGGACGAAGCGGCCGCCGCGGCCCCCGAGGCGGCCCCGGCCCAGCCCGGCCCCCCCGGGGAGGAGGAGGAGGAGGAAGAGGAGGCGGCCCCGGCCGAGCCCGCGGGGUCGGAGCCGCUGCAGCCGCCGCAGGAGGAGGGAGCGGCGGUCGCGGCCGAGGCUGAGGCGGCCGAGGCAGGAGGAGGCGGCGGCGGCGGCGUGAACGGGGCCGAGCGGCCGCCGGAGGAGGCGCCCAGCGGGGAUGAAGCGGCCGCGGCCGAGACCAAGGAGGAGGAGGCGGCGGCGGGGGAGGAGGAGGACAAGGCCAAGGCGGAGGCGGAGCGGCGCGGGCUGAAGCGGCUGCGGGACGAGAAGGACGAGCACGGGCGCGCCUGGCACGAGUUCCGCGAGGAGGCCUACAACAGCCGAUCCAAAUCUCCGCCGCCGCCCGAGGAGGAGCCGCCCGAGGGGGAGGAGGACGAGACCCUGGUGAUCCUGGACACCUACACGUCGGACCUGCAGUUCCGAGCCAGCCGGGACCGCUACGGGGGGCAGCCGCUCUUCUCCGAGCGCUUCCCGGGGCUCUGGGCCGGCGCCCGCAGCACCCACGGCGUCACCCGCGGCCGCGUCUGCUUCCAGGCCAAGGUGUCUCAGAACCUCCCGGGGAAGGAGGGGAGCUCCGAGGUGCCGCUGCUGCGGGUGGGCUGGUCCGUGGACUUCUCCCACUCCCAGCUGGGGGAGGACGAGUUUUCCUACGGCUUCGACGGGCGGGGGCUGAAGGUGGAAAACGGGAAAUUCGAGGAAUUUGGGGAAAGUUUUGGGGAAAACGACGUCAUCGGCUGCUUCGCGGACUUCGAGGGCGCGGAGCUGGUGGAGCUGUCGUUCUCCAAGAACGGGCAGGAGCUGGGCACGGCCUUCCGGGUGCCCAAGGAGGCGCUGGGCGAGCGGGCGCUGCUGCCCCACGUGCUGUGCAAGGGCUGCGCCGUGGAGCUCAACUUCGGGCAGCGCCCGGAGCCGCUGGCGCCGGUGCCCGACGGCUUCGUCUUCAUCCACGAGAUCCCCGCCACAGAGAGGGUCCGGACGCCCACGGGGCCCAAAAGCACCGAGGAGUGCGAGGUGCUGCUCAUGGUGGGGCUGCCGGGCUCCGGGAAGACGCAGUGGGCACAGAAACAUUCCCAGGAGAACCGGGACAAGCGCUACAACAUCCUGGGCACCGAGCGCGUCCUGCACCAGCUCAGGACGCGGGGGCCGGAGCCGGAGGAGCUGGACGCCAAGAGCCGGGAGCUGCUGACUCAGCAGGCGGCGCAGUGCCUUAGCAAGCUGGUGCAGAUCGCCCCCCGCGCCCGCCGCAACUUCAUCCUCGACCAGUGCAACGUGUACAACUCGGGGCAGCGCCGGAAGCUCUCGGCCUUCAAGGGCUUCUCGCGCAAGGUCGUGGUGAUCGUUCCCCCCGAGCCCGACUGGGAGCAGCGCCUGGAGCAGCGGCGCCAGGCCGAGGGCGACGACGUGCCCGAGUCCGUCAUGCUGGAGAUGAAGGCCAACUACUCGAUCCCGGAGAAGAGCGAGUACGUGGACGAGGUUCUGUUCGGGGAGCUGGGCCGGGACGAGGCGGCGCCGCUGGUGCUGCGCUGGAAGGAGGAGGCGCGGAAGCAGCUGCCGCCCUCGGAGAAGCGCGGGAACCGCCGCAACAACCGCAACAAGCGCAACCGGCAGAACCGCAACCGCGGCCAGGGCUACGUCGGGGGGCAGCGCCGGGGCUACGACAGCCGCGUCUACGGGGGCCAGCAGCAGCCGCAGUACUGGGGGCAGCCCGGCAACCGCGGGGGCUACCGGAACUUCUACGAGCGCUACCGGGGCUACGACGAUCGGUUCUACGGCCGCGACUACGACUACAACAGAUACCGCGACUACUACCGGCAGUACAACCGCGAGUGGCAGAACUACUACCAGGACAGAGACCGGUACUACAGGAACUACUACGGCUACCAGGGCUACCGGUGAACCCCGGCCCAUCCCAAAAUAUUCCCGAAAAUUUUGGGGAGGUGGGGGAGGGGCAGGGGGGGAGGGGAGGGAAAAAAAAAAGGGGAAAAAAAACGGGGAGGGGGGAGGGGCUGGAAAAAAAAACCACAAAAAACAACGGGGGGGGAGGGGGAGGAGAAAAGAGAGGAAAAAAGUCAAAAAAAAAAAGGGGGGAGAAAAAAGGCAAAAAAAAGGCAAAAAAAAAAAAGAUGGAAAAUGUAAAUUUUUUUUUAAAGUUUGUUGAAAGAAUUUUGUUGUAAUUGUAUAAAAAAAGCGCAAAAAAAAAAGAGGGAAAAACAAGAAAAA